This is a messenger RNA of Cynoglossus semilaevis (tongue sole), 4970 nucleotides long. RefSeq names its product NACHT and WD repeat domain containing 1 (gene nwd1). The transcript is spliced from 19 exons. Gene Ontology annotation, molecular function: ATP hydrolysis activity; protein binding. Bases 28 to 4959 code for a protein of 1643 amino acids. The record is from RefSeq and is a predicted model, not a curated record. NCBI's taxonomy places the organism in Eukaryota, Metazoa, Chordata, Actinopteri, Pleuronectiformes, Cynoglossidae.
GAAGACGUUGGUGUCUGAAAAGAGACGAUGGCAGAGCAUCAAGACCCCGGUCUGCAGGACCUCCUCAGAGGACAGAGUGAAGAAGAACAGGGGAUGAAGACCUGCUCCAACAUGAUCCGUGUCUUCAUCAGCUCCACGUUCACAGAUAUGAGCAGUGAGAGGAAGGUCCUGUUGGAGAAGGCUUAUCCAGAAGUCCUGUCCUUCUGUCGCAGUCUGGGCCUCGUGUUUGAGGUGGUGGACCUGCGAUGGGGGAUUAGAAACGUUACGUCUGGAGAUCAUGAUUCCUGUGAAGUCUUCCUGAAGGAGAUGGAAAACUGUUGCAGAAUUUCAGCUGGUCCAGCCUUUGUCGCACUGCUGGGGAAUCGGUAUGGUCACCGCGCUCUUCCUCGGUUUAUCCCAGAGAAAGAGUUUGAAGUUCUCUCGUCCAAACUCACCAAAAACCCUGAAGGCAUCAAAAUGCUGAACCAGUGGUUUCUAAAAGACAACAAUGCUGUCCCGCCCACCUACGUCCUUCAGCCAAUCACAGCUCACUUCUCCCACUACAGUGACCUCCGACCUGAGAGUAGGCCCCAGCAUGACAAGGAUGUCGUGUCCUGGCGUCUCACAGAGACUAAACUGUUACAACUCCUACGAUCGGCCGCCACCACAGCUGAGAAAGAUGGUGACAUCACGGCGGAGCAGAAGCAGCGUUUCUUUUCAUCAGGUCAGAGAUGUCUUACUCAGUUUGUCCACUGUUUCACAGAGAGGGAGUUUGAGCAGGGAUUAUGGGAAGACGACAGCAGAAGGUUACCACUUAUCUUCGUCCGAGAGAUUCAGAGACAAAGGGUGCGGGAAGGACCCAAACGUCUGGCAAAGUACAUGGACAUGACGUUUGACGGCCUGCUGGAUGCAGAAGCUCAGGGUCUCCUCACUGAACUCAAGUCAAGACUCUACACCUCGUCAAAGAACAUCCUGAACCUGCACUGUGUGGAGCUCAUCAAAGGCAGCGUCGACCCCAAACGCAAAGAGCACGCACAGUACCUGGAGAGCAUUUGCGAGCAGUUUGUGUCCCAGAUGAAGGCCCGGAUCACAGCUGUGGCUGAUCCUCAGUAUGAGGGGAGGGAGAAGGGGAAGAGAAUCUGGGGGAACACUGAAAAACCCUUUCAAACGUCAGAGUGGGUGGAGGAAGAGGUGAGGCAGCAUGUUGCUAGGAGUACUGAGCUCUGUAAGGGUCUCCAUGGACGAGAGGGUGUUCUGGGUAAACUCUGCCUCACCAUGUGGGAGUCAAACAACAUCCAUCAUGGUCCACUAGUGGUCCACGGUGCUGCUGGGAUGGGGAAGACCACCCUGCUGUGUAAGCUCGCUCAUGAAAUGCAGAAGGUCCUGGAGGCCAAAUCCAGUGUGGUGAUCAGACUGCUUUCUGCUCAUCAUCCUCAGAGACCAGAUAUAAACCAGGUCCUCCACAGCAUCUGUCUCCAGGUCUGUCUGAGCUGCGGCCUGUCUCCACCUUCUCCGCUGACGGCUGGUGCUCACCUGGAGCUGCGCAGGUUCUUCAGAACCAUGCUCUCCCAGGUGUCUCAACAGGGCUACACCCUGCUCCUAAUCCUAGACUCCUUAGACCAGCUGUCGGACCAGAACCAUGCUCACAGACUUCACUGGUUGCCUGUGGAUCUCCCACCUAAUGUCCACAUAGUAGUUUCCAUGGAUACCAGCAGUGAAGUCUUUGCCAAUAUCCGCCUAAAGGUGGAGAGUUUGGACAGGUUCUUCGUGGUGGAACGUUUAUCUGGCGAUGAUGGUAAGAAGAUUAUGGACACCAACAUGAGAUCAUGGCAACGGACUCUGACACCAGAGCAGAGCCACACUGUGCUGCAGAAGUUUGAGUCCACUGGCUGCCCUCUCCACCUCAAACUGAUCCUCUCUGCUGCCAAACACUGGACCUCCUUCACACCCCUCACAGAACUGAACCUGGGCGAGAACCUGAAGGAUACAUUCUUGAAGCUUCUUCUGAAACUGGAGGAGAAACAUGGAAAGGAGCUGGUUGGUGGGGCCUUGGGAUACCUGGCACUGGCAAGGGAGGGCUUACUGGAGGCAGAGCUGCGUGACAUUCUGUCCCUGGACGACAACGUCAUUAGUGAAGUAUACAAGUACUUCCUUCCUCCUACACCCUCGUUGAUCAGACUGCCUCCUUUCCUGUGGGCCAGACUUAGACGGGACCUUGAAGACCUGCUUGAGGAGCGUUGGACAUCUGGAGUUGUCUUCAUCACAUUUAACAACCGACAUGUUGCAGAGAUGGUUUCGUCUCACUACCUGACACCAGAACGCCGGGGGCAGAGCCACAGGAUCCUGGCUGAUUACUUCCUGGGACGAUGGUCAGGAAAACUGAAGCCUGCGUCUCUACCCGGUCUGUCCCUGCUGCUCUCAGACAGGAAGGUUCCACCACAGCCUCUGUGGUUUGCCCCUGGAAUGGCUAAUGUCAGAAAGCUCCAGGAAAUGCCCUAUCACCUGCUGCACGCUGACCUGUGGGAGGAGCUUCAGCAGCAGGUCAUUGGAAACGCUGACUGGCUGCACUGUAAGAGCAGGGUCUGUGGAGUCUCAGCUGUGAUCCAGGACCUGGACCAGUGUUCCCAGUUCAUGAACUGCACCGAGACCAGACUGAUCCGAGAUACCCUGGUCCUCAUCAAACCCACCUUUGACUUCUUGGAGAAUCAAAUAGACAUGAACGUCUUUUGCGCGGAGCUGUUGGCUCGUCUCUCCUCCCUGGCUCAGAAAUGCCCUGCUGUGAUUGGUCAGCUGUGCAGCCAGUGUGAGGAGUGGCUCCUGACUUGCCCUGAACCCAUCCUGCUGCCAAAGUGCAGUUUCAUGCAGCAGCCAGGCGGGGCACUGCAGCACACACUAAGUGGACUUUAUGGAGGUGUCGUCUGUUUGGAUGUCAGUGUGCAGCUGCAGGUCCUGGUGGCAGGUUCAGAUGAUGGAGUGGUGGCGGUGUGGAGUCUGGUUGACCAGCAGUUGGUUCACACCCUGCUGGGACACAAAGAGGCUGUCCUGCACGUCCAGGUGAUUGACAGCUUGUCUUGCUGUCUCUCAUUGGCUGCUGAUGGAUGUCUGAUGAGGUGGAGCCUCAUCAAUGGUCAACAGCUGCUCUGUGUCCAGGAGGCAGUGCCUGUUGACUCCACCCCCUCAGCAGUGUGCCUCCAUCUGUUGGAUCAGAAUCAGCUGAUCUGUGUUUACACCAGGACUCAGGUAAAGCUGUGGAAGUUGGAUGGAGCCCAGCUCUUCAGCCAGACCAACGAAGAAGAUUCAGUUACUUUAGGAGUUUUGGAUGAUUCAGUAUUUUCUCUGACCCAGUCUGGUCUUGUCAGAAUCUGGAGUCUUUUAAAAAGGACUCCGACCGUGGAGACUGAGCUGAGAACCUCUAAGAGAUUGUCAACAGUCGUCAACUCUGCUCUGGCACCAAAACGAGGGAAAGUGAUUGUAGUCACUAAAAUGGGGUUUUUGUACCAGAUUUCGAGACAAGGCAAAGUCUCAGCUGUUGACUUUCCUCUGGUUCCUUCUUUUCUUUGUGUAACUGAAGACGAGAAGAUCCUGAUGGCUGCUUGUGACCAGACUCUGGGUCUCUACAACCUGGACACAGACUCUCUGGACAAUUUUCUCAACCUGACACACGACGACACCGUUCUUUCCGCCUGUUUAUCCUCAGAUGGACGGCAGCUGUUCACAGGAGCUGCAGAUCAACUCAUACGAAUCUGGUCUGUGACCACCGGGGCUCUGUUGGACUCUCUCUGUGGAUCACAGUCUCCUGUAUCCUCACUUCUGUUGUACAAAGGUUCUGUGGUUUCAGCCUCAGCAGCUGCUCCUGUCAUCCAACUGUGGAACCUGAAAUAUGACCCAGAUUACAAACCCAUCGACCACAUACCUGUGGGCUGUGCCCACGUCGCCGUCACCAGAGACUGUGAUCAAAUUUUCUUUGUACGACAUCAGAGUGAGACAGAAGUCAUUAGCUGGAACAACCACACAGGUUGUAUUUCCGAGCGUUUGUCUGUCUCGGCUGAGGUCAGCUGUCUGGAGAUAGCCCAAAACAAACGUCUUCUUUUCUGUGGCCUGACCUCUGGCACCGUCCUCAUCUACCCUCUGAACAUACCCCAGGAGACCCUGUGCAUCCCCCCACCAGAGAGUCUCUGCAGCGUCCUGAGUCUGGCCGUCAGCUCCAAGGAGAGACACGUGGCCGUGGCCUACGAGGAUGCGGUGUGUCUGUUUGAGAUCACCACCAGAGAAUGUUUCCCCACAGUGGAGGGGCCUAUGCAGAGGGUGUCCCUGUCCCUGCUUCAAUCCCCACUCUCCUCCAUGGCUCUGCUGCCCGACCGCAGGCUGCUGUACGGCACCAGCUGUGGGGAGGUCACCCUCUAUGACUUCAGGGGCGGCAGCAGCUCAGCAUUAGAGCCUCAUCACAGCAGAAUCACCUGCAUCACAGCCAGUAACUGGGGGAAACAUGCACUGGUGGGGUCGGAGGACGCUGUCCAGAGACUGUGGUCCCUGAGCCCAGUGGCUCUGGACCACACCAUGGAGUACAAGGGUUUCUUCUUCGAGGGAGUCCUCUGUGCUGCCUUUGCUGACAGUGACCAGUUCGUCUUCACUGGAUCUAAGGACAGGACUGUCAAAGUGUGGGACGUGGCCAAUGGGAACCUCCUGUUGGUCCAGUACGUCUACUCUCCUGUGGUCAGGAUGCUGACCUACAGGAACGGCUUUGUGGCCUUGUCCCAGCAGGGCUGCGUCAUCAGAGAAGUGUUCCGCUGCCCAGAACACAUCAGCCCAGACUACAACCCUCUGAGGAACAUCAAGGCCCAGUACAGGGUCACCUCCAGGAAGAGGGGGGAGGAGGAUCAGUGCACACCUGAGCUGCAGAACUACAACCCAGCCCAGUUCAACCUGAACCUCAUGAGCAUGUUAGGAGAAAAGCCCUCAGCGACCUGCCUCAUCCUGUAGAUGGCAGUGUU